AUGCAAGCAGGCUGGGUACUCAGAGAGGAGGGUCCGGAUCAGCGUUACGCUCCCGAAAACGUAGCUGAAAUACCCCCGCUCGAGGGGGUAGUUCUGCAUAUGUCAGCCUUUGUCUCCUAUUAUCACAAGGGAGAUCUGCACUUUUACAACGAUCCUGACGAUGUUCCGGAGCUGAAUGUUACCGUACAAGUGGAUGUUCCUAAGAGAAAACGGCCUCCGAAGCAGCGAAAAAGUGAGACUGAAGAGCAAUUCCUCCGGAGCGAACGUUACCUGGAAUGGCUUGCAGCGGAGCCUCACGACGUCGAAGUACAACCAAAAGAAAACUCUAUAACUCAGAUAUUCUAUACCAAGAAGAUCCUUCCGUCACAUCUCAAAGAAAUGCAGGAAGUUGAGCGGAAAACGGGUAAAAAGUGUGUUCUUCAGAAGGAUAAUAACCCAAGUCACGGCACUCAAUCAGCUGUAAACUACGCACGAGAGUAUAAACGAAAGCACAACAUCGAGACUCUGAAACAUCCAGCCCAAUCACCGGAUCUCAAUCCCAUAGAAGCCGUGUGGAACAUUCUAAAGCAGAGGAUGCGUCAUAGGAAGUGA
Messenger RNA from Letharia columbiana, 591 nucleotides. RefSeq lists its product as uncharacterized. The record is from RefSeq and is a predicted model, not a curated record. Gene Ontology annotation, molecular function: nucleic acid binding. The transcript has a single exon. Bases 1 to 591 code for a protein of 196 amino acids. NCBI's taxonomy places the organism in Eukaryota, Fungi, Ascomycota, Lecanoromycetes, Lecanorales, Parmeliaceae.